CACAGAACAAAAGAAACGAUAAUCUUCACCACUAGGGAGUUAAGUGGCAUCUAUCAACGGCCGCCCAGAUGAGAGGUGGGAAUAGAGGCGGCGGCGGCGGUGGUGGCAGAGGUGGUAGAGGUGGUUUCAAUAAUCAAAAUAACCGCGGUGGUGGAAGAGGGGGCGGUUUCAACAAUCAGGGUGGCAGAGGUGGAUUCAACAACAACAAGAGAAACAACAACGGCGAAAAAAAUAAUCGGGGAAGAGGUGGAUUUAACAACAAUAACAACAGCAACAGGAAUAACAACAACAACAUCAACAACAACAACAACCGCGGUGGAAAAGGCGGUGGCUUCUUCAACAACAAGGGAAACAACUGGAAUAACAACAAUAACAACAACGGCAAUGGCAAGAACGGCAAGAAUAAGAAGAAAGUCAACUGGUAUCGCCCGCUCCUCGACCCAUACGACUUCGAAGACAACUCGGCCAGGGUGCUGUGGCGCUGGGGGGUUGACAGCAGUAAGGCCCCGGAACCCGAGGAUACAGAGAUGACGGACGCGCCUCCGUUGGAGAACCCCGAGCCUGACGAUGAUAUAACCAUGGGAGGCGUCUCUGAUGACGAGGACUCUGAUAUCUCGAUGGGAGGCUGGUCCGACUCAGAGUCUGAUUCGGAUACCUCGAUGAGAAGUUGGUCCGAUUCGGACCCCGAUACCUCAAUUCGGGACUGUGCUGACCUAGAUGCCUUGGUAGGGGGGCAGCCGGAUCGGGGUGCAAAUGAGCGGCGAUUGUCUGAUUCAGAUAUCUCGAUGCGAAGUUGGUCGGAUUCGGACUCUGAUACCCCCAGUGGGGCCUGUGCUAACCCGGAUACUUCAACAGGCGAGGAGUCCGACCCAGACACCGCGGUGGGAGUCCGUUUUGAGUUGUACAGGUCGUGCAAAGGCCGUCCCGGUACACCAGUUCCCUCGAGGAGAUCAAGCUCGAGCUCGGAAGCCUCGAGCGAUUCAUCGGAUCCGGACUACUUGCCAGACGACGAUGAGGAUCCAGAUGACGAAGAGGAUCAAGACUAUGCCUCCAAGCCAGGGAAACAAGCCCCAACCGACCCCUGUGAACAGAUGUAAUCACCCAGCGAAAGAACUGUUGAAGGGAUCCUGUUGUUGGACAUUUAACUUACCGUGGAUGGACUUGUUGUAUAUGUUGUCACUAUAUAUGAGAGCUUUGGGUUCUGGUGAUAGAGAUACCAAUCUAUCUAUCUUGGAAGUGUAGCUCUGUGCCUCGCAGCGCGGGCUCCGAGUUGACCAUCGGCGGAUCAAGAGGGAGAAUAUCCGAAGUUACCAAGUCGACUGCUAGUUAACCACAGAAGCUCCUUUUCUUAGCCUAGCAGAGUGCCAAUAUGAAGUGGAAUGAUAUAUAGUAUAUGCAACCGAGAUUUCGAUUCAACACUCGUAUGACUCGUGGCAGCUGAGGGGAGGGGGAGUCAACGGAACUCACCGUGCACUGUACUGUACAUACCAUAGUUUGGU
Molecule: messenger RNA, 1499 nt
Organism: Aspergillus fijiensis CBS 313.89
Lineage: Eukaryota; Fungi; Ascomycota; Eurotiomycetes; Eurotiales; Aspergillaceae
Exons: 2
Coding region: 69-1097 (342 amino acids)
Source: RefSeq, a predicted model, not a curated record